Malurus melanocephalus (red-backed fairy wren) is the source of this 6239-nucleotide messenger RNA. It is a transcript of the gene ACAN, whose product is annotated as aggrecan. The record is from RefSeq and is a predicted model, not a curated record. NCBI's taxonomy places the organism in Eukaryota, Metazoa, Chordata, Aves, Passeriformes, Maluridae. Gene Ontology annotation, molecular function: hyaluronic acid binding; calcium ion binding. The transcript has 18 exons. Gene Ontology annotation, biological process: cell adhesion. The coding region runs from base 1 to 6177 and encodes 2058 amino acids.
AUGACCACUUUACUAUUAGUGUUUGUGUGUUUGCAAGUCAUCACCGCAGCCGACUCUGUGGAGCUCUCAGACGGUAGUGAUGGCCUGGAAGUCAAGAUACCUGAGCAGUCUCCCCUGCGUGUUAUCCUGGGAAGCUCCCUGAACAUCCCGUGCUACUUCAACAUCCCRGAGGAGCAGGACACCAGCCUCAUGCUGACCCCACGGAUCAAAUGGAGCAAGCUCUCCAACGGCACCGAGGUGGUCCUGCUGGUGGCCACGGGCGGGAAGAUCCGGCUCAACGGCGACUACAGGGAGGUGAUCUCCUUGCCCAACUACCCCGCCAUCCCCACGGACGCCACGCUGGAGAUCAAGGCGCUGAGAUCCAACCACACCGGCAUUUACCGCUGUGAAGUGAUGUACGGCAUCGAGGACAGAMAAGACACCAUAGAGGUCCUAGUGAAAGGCAUCGUAUUCCACUACAGAGCAAUCUCCACAAGGUACACCCUGAACUUCGAGAAGGCAAAGCAGGCCUGUAUCCAGAACAGUGCUGUCAUUGCUACCCCYGAGCAGCUGCAGGCUGCCUACGAGGAUGGGUACGAGCAGUGUGAUGCUGGCUGGCUGGCUGAUCAGACUGUCAGGUACCCCAUCCACUGGCCCCGGGAGCGCUGCUAUGGCGACAAGGAUGAAUUCCCAGGAGUGAGGACCUACGGUGUCCGUGAGCCAGAUGAAACCUACGAUGUUUACUGCUAUGCAGAGCAAAUGCAAGGCAAAGUCUUCUACGCCACUGACCCGGAGAAGUUCACCUUCCAAGAAGCUUUUGACAAGUGCCGCAGCCUGGGAGCGCGUUUGGCCACCACWGGGGAGCUGUACCUGGCCUGGAAGGACGGCAUGGACAUGUGCAGCGCGGGCUGGCUGGCCGACCGCAGCGUGCGCUACCCCAUCUCCAGAGCACGGCCCAACUGCGGGGGCAACCUGGUGGGGGUCAGGACGGUGUACCUGUACAUCAACCAGACCGGGUACCCCCACCCCGACUCCCGCUACGACGCCAUCUGCUACAGCGAGGAUGGCACUGAGAGCCUGGUGCCAGGGCAGUACAUCGACGAGCUGGGGAGCGAGCUGGGCAGCGCUUUCACCGUCCAGACCGUCACCCAGACCGAGGUGGAGCUGCCCCUGUCCCGCAAUGCCACGGAGGAGGAGGUCCGCGGCAGCAUCGCCACCCUGGAGCCCAUGGAGAUCACCCCCACGGCCACCGGGCUGGACCAGAGCUUCACUGCCCUGCCCGACCUCUUCAGCACCGCUGGCACAGCAGAGACAGCAGCCACAGAGGAGGAAAAUGCCACCAGGGAGGAUGUGACAGCGCCGUGGACUGUGCCUCAAGAGGCCACCACCACAGACCUAGGCACUGCCAUCACCACCAUCGCCCUGGGCACUGCUGUCACUGCUGGAACAGCGGAGGUGAGCUCGSUGGAAGAGGUCCUGACUGCCACAGCAGGACCGGAGUCUGCCUCGGCGUUCACGGUGGAAGAUCAGCUUGUGCGAGUGACAGCUGCCCCUCCUGCCGGUCACCUCCCCGAGCAGCCCAUCUCCCCCACAGGUGUGGUGUUUCACUACCGUGCAGCCAGCAGCAGAUAUGCCUUCACCUUUGUCCAGGCGCAGCAGGCCUGCCUGGAGAACAGCGCUGUCAUCGCCACCCCCCAGCAGCUGCAGGCUGCCUACGAGGCUGGCUUCGACCAGUGUGAUGCUGGCUGGCUGCGGGACCAGACAGUCAGGUAUCCCAUUGUGAAUCCCCGAAAUAACUGCGUGGGAGACAAGGAGAACACUCCGGGCGUGCGGUCGUAUGGCAUGCGCCCGGCCUCRGAGACCUAUGAUGUGUACUGCUACAUCGACAGGCUCAAGGGCGAYGUGUUCUUCGCCACCCAGCCGGAGCAGUUCACGUUCCCCGAAGCCCAGCGGUACUGCGAGAGCCAGAACGCCACGCUGGCCUCGGUGGGCCAGCUGCACGCCGCCUGGAAGCAGGGUCUGGACCGGUGCUACGCGGGCUGGCUGGCSGACGGCAGCCUGCGCUACCCCAUCGUCAGCCCCCGGCCCGCGUGCGGCGGGGAUGCGCCGGGCGUCAGGACCUUGUACCAGCACCACAACCAGACCGGCUUCCCCGAGCCGCUGUCCCGGCACCACGCCUUCUGCUUCAGGGCUCUGCCUGCCGUGGAGGAGGAGGGGGUCACCCCGUUCUCUGAGGAUGUGCUGGCAACACAAGUGAUCCCUGGAGUGGAAGGGGUGCCCUCUGGAGAGGAGGUGACAGUGGACACAGAGUCUGCCACUCAGCCUGAGAAUCAGACAGCCUGGGGGACAGAGGUCUUUCCAACCGAUGUGUCGCUGCUCUCAGUGAGUCCAUCUGCUUUUCCUCCAGCUACCAUAAUUCCAGAGGAAGCGUGUACCAAUGCUUCCAUCAGCGAAGUGCCAGGGGAGGUGACUAAAUCUGGAGAGCAUCAAGUCAGUGGUGAAUCUUCAACAUCUGGGUGGGUAUCUGGAGUCCCAGAUACCAGCGGAGAAGCAACUUCUGGAGUUUUUGAACUUAGUGGAGAGCACUCAGGGAUUGGAGAGAGCGGAUUGCCAUCGGUAGACCUGCACGCCAGWGGCUUCCCACCUGGAGAAAGUGGGCUGCCCUCAGGAGACCUGAGUGGUGUUGAUACCAGCGGCCUGCCUUCUGCAGAGGAGGAGAUAUCGGUGUCUGUUUCGAGGGUACCAGAAAUCAGUGGGAUGCCCCCUCAAGUGGAGAGCAGCGGGCUGCCUUUCGGAGCGAGCGGAGAAAUCUCUGGCACUGAGCUGGUCAGUGGCGUAGCAUCUGGAGAGGAAAGCGGGCUCUCCUCUGGUUUUCCRACCGUCUCCCUCGUGGAUACCACACUGGUGGAAGUUGUGACAACAGUGCCACAAUGGCGAGAGGAGGGAAUAGGGUCCAUCGGGGUCAGCGGUGAGGGCGACCUGUCCGGGUUCCCAUCCUCUGAGUGGGACAGCAGCGGGGGAAUCCAAGGCUUGCCCUCGGGAGCUGAGYCCAGCGGGGAGCACUCUGGGGUGCCCGAGCUCAGCGGGCUGCCCUCGGGARGCUCUGAGCUUAGCGGGUUCUCCAGCGGAGAAACCUCUGGAGCACAUGAGACCAGUGGYCUGCUGGACCUUAGUGGCCUUUCCUCAGGUAUUGAUGGAAGCAGCGAGGCCUCYGGCAUCACCUUUGUGGAUUCCACUUUGGAGGAAGUGACAACAACCCCCCCAACCACAGGAGCAGAAGCAAAAGAGACUUUGGAAAUCAGUGGAUUGCCUUCGGGAGGUGAAGACGCAUCAGGCAUGGUGUCUGGGAGUUUGGACAUCAGUGGUGAGACUUCUGGGCAUGUAGACUUUGGUGGGAGUGUUUCUGGAGUGCUGGAGAUGAGUGGAUAUCCCAGUGGAGUGACCGACAGCAGYGGAGACGGCUCUGCAGUUGAUGUCACCAGUGGUCUGCUGUCUGGAGAGGAAAGUGGACUCACCUCUGGCUUUCCCACCGUCUCUCUUGUGGAUACCACUCUGGUGGAAGUUGUAACACMGACGUCAGUGGCACAAGAAGUGGGAGAAGGACCAUCUGGGAUGAUAGAAAUCAGCGGAUUUACUUCUGGAGACAGAGGACUAUCUGGAGAAGGGUCUGGAGCUGUGGAGACUAGUGGGUUUUCUUCAGGGGCAGGAGACCUGAGUGGAGAGCCCUCUGGAAUCCCAUACAUCAGUGGAGACUUUUCUGGAGCCACAGAUCUGAGUGGACAGUCUUCAGCAGUGACUGAUAUUAGCGGGGACRUCUCAGGGCUUCCAGAAGUCACUUUAGUCACUUCUGAUUUACUAGAAGUGGUGACAAGACCAACGGUAUCACAGGAACUGGGUGGGAAAACCGUCACAUUUCCCUACAGUUUGGGGCCAAGUGGUGAAGCCUCUGCAUCUGGUGAGCUAAGUGGGGAAACAUCUGCACUGCCAGAAGGUGCUCUAGAAACGUCAACAGCUUAUGAAAUCAGCGGUGAAACRUCUGCAUUUCCAGAAACUGGUACAGAAACAUCCACGAUUCAUGAAAUCAGCGGGGAGACAUCUGCAUUUCCCGAAUUUAACACAGAAACAUCAACAAUUCAAGAAAUCAGUGGGGAAACCUCUGCAUUUCCUGAAGUUUUCACAAAAGCAUCAACAGGUCAAGAAGGAAGUGGGGAAACCUCUGCAUUUCCUGAAAGUAGCACAGAAACGUCCACAAUACAGGACAUCAGUGGGGAAACAUCUGCAUUUCCUGAAAUUAGAAUAGAAACAUCCACGAGUCAAGACAUCAGUGGGGAAACAUCUGCAUUUCCUGAAAUUAGAAUAGAAACAUCCACAAGUCAAGACAUCAGUGGGGAAACGUCUGCAUUUCCUGAAAUUAGAAUAGAAACUUUCACAAGUCAAGAGGCCAGGGGUGAAAUAUCUGGCUAUCCUGAAAUCACCAUAGAAACUUCGACGGUCCAYGAAACCAGUGGAGAAACAUCUGCCUUUCCUGAAAUCAGCAUAGAAGCUUCCACAGUGCAUGACAUUAGUGGAGAAAGUUCUGCAUUUCCUGAAAUUAGAAUAGAAACGUACACAAAUCAAGAGGCCAGGGGUGAAACAUCUGCCUACCCAGAAAUCAGCAUAGAAACUUCGACGGUCCAUGAAAUCAGUGGGGACAUGUCUUCCUUUCCUGAAAUUAGCAUAGAAACUUCGACAGUCCAUGAAACUAGUGGUGAAAUACCUGCAUUUCCUGAAAUCAGAAUAGAAACUUCUACAGUCCAUGAUGUCAGUGGGGAGACAUCUGSGUUCUCUGAGUUUAGCAUAGAAACACCAACAGGUCAAGAAGCCAGGGGUGAAACAUCUGCCUAUCCUGAAAUUUUCAUAGAAACAUCCACGGUUCAAGAAUUAAGUGGGGAAACCUCUGCGUUCCCUGAAAUUAGAACAGGAACACCCACAAGUCAAGAAGCCCGAGGUGAAAYAUUUCCUGAGAUCACCAUAGAAGCAUCCACAGUCCACGAAACCAGUGGGGAACCAUCUGCUUUGCCUGCUGCUGACAUCCAAACAGCUGCCACAUCUUUGUCCAGUGGGGAGCCUUUUGGUACUCAGGAGGAGAGGGAGAUUCCUGACGCAACAUCUGGGGCUGUGACACACUCAAUCGCAAGCAUUUCAGGGGAAACCUCUGUCCCAGACGUUGUAAUUAGCACCAGGACUCCAGAUGUUGAAGCRACACAGGGGCUCAGGAGCCCUGAAGAGGCUCAGCUUGAAAUAGAACCUUCCCCUCCUGCGGUGUCAGGACGAGAGACGGAGGCAGCUGUUGCUCCAGACAAUCCCCAUCUGCUGGCCACCACCACUGCUGCCCUGCCUCAAGCCUCACAAGAAGCAAUUGACGCAUUAGGACCCACUUCAGAAGACACCGAUGUGUGCCACUCAAGCCCCUGUGUGAACGGAGCCACCUGCGUUGAUGGCAUCGACUCUUUCAAAUGCUUUUGCCUUCCCAGCUACGGAGGGGACCUGUGUGAGAUCGACUUGGAAAACUGUGAGGAAGGCUGGACCAAGUUCCAGGGCCACUGCUACCGRCACUUUGAAGAGAGGGAGACUUGGAUGGAUGCAGAGAGCAGAUGCCGACAACACCAAGCCCACCUGAGCAGUAUCAUCACCCCAGAGGAGCAAGAAUUCGUGAACAGCCAUGCACAGGAUUACCAAUGGAUCGGCCUCAGUGACAGAGCUGUGGAGAACGACUUCCGCUGGUCCGACGGGCACUCCCUGCAAUACGAGAACUGGCGGCCCAACCAACCCGAUAACUUCUUCUCGGCGGGCGAGGACUGYGUCGUGAUGAUCUGGCACGAGAAGGGCGAAUGGAACGAUGUCCCCUGCAACUAUCACCUGCCUUUCACCUGCAAGAAAGGAACAGUGGCCUGUGGGGACCCCCCCGUGGUGGAGAACGCCAGGACCUUCGGUCGGAAGAAGGAACGCUAYGAAAUAAACUCCAUGGUGCGGUACCAGUGCGAGCAGGGCUUCAUCCAGCGCCACGUGCCCACGAUUCGGUGCCAGCCCAGCGGGCASUGGGAGGAGCCACGGAUAUCCUGCCUAAACCCCUCCAGCUACCAGCGCAGGCUAUACAAGAGAAGCCCCAGGAGCCGGUCGAAACCCAGCGGCAGCGCCGUCCACAGACCCACCCAUUAGAGCGGGGCGAGAGACCGAGGGGGAACGCGAGAAAGAGAGAUUUUUAACGGAACACUUAUAUU